AUGGAUAAUUUGGCUUGCCACGUGGGGCAAAGUAGUGUCGUGUUUUCAGUUAUAACUAAUAACGGUCUCGUAAAUGCAUUCACGUGGACUGUGACUGAUAAACUUGUAAAGAAGACAGAAGAACUGGAGCGUAAAUAUGACCAGAAAAAAGUACCCAUCUAUGAUAGAAGAAGUCUCGUCAUCAAUUCGAUCCCAGACUUUUGGCUGACCGCUUUCUUGAAGCAUCCUACACUCGGAACGCUGCUCACUCAGGAAGACCAGCAGAUAUUUCGUUACUUGGAUAGUAUUCACGUGGAGGAUCUAAAAUACCCGCAAAAAGGGUAUUGCAUUACGUUCAACUUCAAGAUCAACCCGUAUUUUGAAAACGAAACAUUAAGCAAGACCGUUGACUACACGGAUGAAGAUCUGGAGACAACGUGUACGACUAUAAGAUGGAAGGAGGGCAAGGCUCCUCCUGCUAUCUCUGCUAUCCCGGUGGAAGAAAGAGACAAGCGUCUGUUACCAUUUAUCACGAGGUAUUUCUUUUUUUCCACCCCUGUCUUUGAAUAA
Messenger RNA from Erythranthe guttata (spotted monkey flower), 549 nucleotides. The record is from RefSeq and is a predicted model, not a curated record. NCBI's taxonomy places the organism in Eukaryota, Viridiplantae, Streptophyta, Magnoliopsida, Lamiales, Phrymaceae.